Messenger RNA from Procambarus clarkii (red swamp crayfish), 495 nucleotides. The record is from RefSeq and is a predicted model, not a curated record. Lineage: Eukaryota; Metazoa; Arthropoda; Malacostraca; Decapoda; Cambaridae.
GAGUUGGUAAGGACGCCGCCCGCUCAUGGAAACGCCACACUUGGGUUGACCCGAUUGAUAGACUGGUUAUAUUCCAACAGGGUCUGAGACAUAAACACUGGCAGCAUCACCAUGUUCCUCAGGUCUCUCAUCUCCGGCUACAGGGCUGCAGCCACCGAUUUUGUAAGAAAUCGGGCAUUAUUACAGGUUACAGAUGGCAAUCCAAUACGAUGUAGUUUGGUUACCAGCACAAAAUUACAGUGCAAGGCCAGCGAGGAAGAGACGAUGGUUGAAGAACAUGAUCCGACCAAAGACCGUUCAAGAGUCAUUCCAUUGGAGACAAGCUUGAAGUACAUGAAGAGUGAAGCUUAUCAAACUACGUAUGGUUCUGAGCUGGUAUGGAAAAAGUAUCGUCGAAACUUUAAGGGUGGUCUUCCUCCACGAAAAACCAGGAAGACAUGUAUAGUAAGUUAUUUUUUUAUAGAGUAUAUCUUAGGAUAGUUGCAUUGAUAUACU